This is a messenger RNA of Acanthopagrus latus (yellowfin seabream), 1761 nucleotides long. It is a transcript of the gene aadacl4, whose product is annotated as arylacetamide deacetylase-like 4. The transcript is spliced from 4 exons. Gene Ontology annotation, cellular component: membrane; cytosol. The coding region runs from base 229 to 1479 and encodes 416 amino acids. Gene Ontology annotation, biological process: triglyceride catabolic process. NCBI's taxonomy places the organism in Eukaryota, Metazoa, Chordata, Actinopteri, Spariformes, Sparidae. Gene Ontology annotation, molecular function: triacylglycerol lipase activity; sterol ester esterase activity. The record is from RefSeq and is a predicted model, not a curated record.
UGGAAACACGUACAUACUUUGACAACAAACCCAUAAAACAUGUUGAGGAAUUACAGGUAUUACUUCCUGGCUCACCCACACAGGCCCAACAUGUCAUAAAGUGAAUACAAGGUCAGAAUGCAUUGCACGUGGACAUGGGAGGGGAGGCAGGAAGCAGGAGGCUGAAAGCGGGCAGAUAAAACAUUUACUCCUAAUGACUCGCCUUUAACGGAGCAGACCAGCAGCACCAUGGACAUCGGCUCUGCAAUUUUAAUAAUUGGCUUCGCUGCUCUUGUUGCAGCCUUCCUCCUUCUGGUAAUUGGACUUGUGUACUCCGAGCUGAUGAAUUCAGACAUUCCUCGUGGGGUUGCAAAUAGUGGGAAACUGCACAUGGUUCAUGGCUUGUUCGUCGGCAUAGCAAUUGUGGGCCGGAUCCUGCAGCGUCUGGGUGUUUGUCAACAGGUCAGCUUCAACCGCUGGUUUGUGGCCUGUUUCCUGACUCACUUAAAUCCAGUUCCUGCGGGCCUGCGAGUGAAGGACCUGACAUUUUCAGAGGUGCCAGUGCGAGUCUAUGAACCUACCACUGUGUGUGACGGCUUGAGAAGGGCACUCGUGUAUUUCCACGGAGGAGGAUGGGUGUCGGGCAGUAUAGAUUCUGUUGAUGAAGUCUGUCGGCACAUCGCCAAAGAGUCGGGCACCACUGUGGUUUCUGUUGGGUACCGAUUAGCCCCUGAGCACAGGUACCCUGCCCAGCUGGAUGACUGCGAGACAGCGACGUGUCACUUCCUGUCUGUGGCUGAGGCAGAGUUCAGCGUAGACCCACGCAGAGUGGCAGUCGGAGGAGACAGCACUGGGGCUAACCUGGCAGCAGCACUGUGCCAAAGGCUGGCGAGGAGAGAGGAUGGACAUCUGCCGUCCCCCCGCGCUCAGGUCCUCAUCUACCCAGCCCUGCAGAUGGCAGAUUUCAACCUGCCCUCAUACCAGCAGAAUCAUGCUGUGCCCAUAUUGUUUCGUGGCCGGAUGGCGUUCUAUUUCCUACAGUACAUCAAUGGGGACAUGUCUGUGUGCCAGGACGUGUUGGAAGGCAUUCAUGUCCCCACCGAGCUCAGGCCGUGCUUUAAGGAGUGGCUCUCCCCUUCCAACCUACCACCUGAGUGCCUUGCACGGGGCGUCUCUGAGCAGCCAACCCCAGAGUAUGAUGGGCAAGUGUAUCACGCAAUCAAACCUGGUUUGGAACAUGAGGUCUCACCUUUACUGGCGGACGACGCCAUCAUUCAGAAAACCCCGCCCACCUUCAUCCUGACCUGUGAGUACGAUGUCCUGAGGGAUGACGGGAUUCUUUAUAGGAAACGGCUGCUUGACUUGGAAAAAGACGUCACCUGGCAGCAUGUGAAGGAGGGAUUUCACGGCAUGAUUAACUUCUUUAACCAGGGCUGGCUCAGCUUUCCCUCUGCACUGCAGGUUGUCGAUUGUGUCGUUGACUAUGUGCAAACACUGUAAAGAUCAUAAAAUAGGAUCAUUGAUAUAUUUCUUAUUUCCGUCUUGUUUUUAUAUUUUAAUAAACAAAACUGGCCUCCAGUGGUGGAGUCUUCUUCCUCUUCUUCUUCUUCAUUAAAAGCUGAGUGUUCACAGAGGAGGAAAAAAAAACAAAACAAAACAAAACACACAGAAAUCUAUAAACAACACCUGUUUUAUUCCCGAAAAUGAAAAGCAGCCUGAGGGCUCGAAGACUGCACACACUCUCUGGCACCAUUCUAACAAUAUAGAGUAUACUGCUAAAAG